This is a messenger RNA of Colletotrichum scovillei, 675 nucleotides long. RefSeq lists its product as uncharacterized. The record is from RefSeq and is a predicted model, not a curated record. Lineage: Eukaryota; Fungi; Ascomycota; Sordariomycetes; Glomerellales; Glomerellaceae. Bases 1 to 675 code for a protein of 224 amino acids. The transcript is spliced from 2 exons.
AUGUGGCUUCCGCCCAAGCAUCAAAUACCCGCCGCCAUCGACCCCAACCUACAAGAAGGAGCAUACAACCACCCCGUGGUUAUCAUGUCCUUGGUUCCCUCCCUCGAAGGCUUCGUUGAGGUUUUCAUGAUCACUUCCAUGGGCUCCCGCGGCAUCGCCCAGGCCCACAGGCCAGACUGGGCCCACUGGCUCAAAUACGUGCCCAUCAAACCCGCCACACACCCGGGCAUGCCCGACGCCCAGCUCUGCCUCCCCGACCAUUGUCUUCCGCUGGCGAAGAAUUCGUACGUGAAUAUUCGGCAGUGGCACUCUGUGCACCUGGAGGCGCUGCGGCCGUAUCGACUGAGCGGCGGAGAUCCUCCGGUUCUUGGGAAAGCUUCGUUGAGGCGUUUGAGAGAGGUUUCUGGGUUUGUUGAUCUCCAUGAUCCGAACAACUCGAAGAGAUUGAAGAAGGUUUCUUCAUUCGAUGGCCUCUGUGAUCAGGCGAAGAGGUUGAAGGGAUUGAAGGGGUCUCAGAGUCGGAAUGAUUCUGGCCUUCUGCCCGAGAUGGAUGACUUGGAAGUCGACCUCCGGGAGACUGUGCAGUCUGAUGGAUACAUCAGCUUAGCUGGCCUGAUGUUGCUUGUACUUCUUGCGGCGGUCUUUCUUCACCUGUAUAUCAAAUUAAAGGCAUGA